AUGCCGAUAGUUCGCUCGAAAAGGCAAAUCAUUGCCAAGCACGACGGACUUUCAGCGGUGGUGGGCUUGGGCGACUAUAAAGACAUUUCGUAUUCGGUACGGUUGCUAAUUGGAAGCGAGGAGGUACCGGUGGUACUAGACACCGGUUCUGCGGACCUUUGGGUCGCCUCAAAUGCAUGUACGGCGUGUAGUGCGAAAGGGACGCAGGUGCCUCUGUACUCACAAUCCAGCCUUCAACAAAGUGGUCUGAUUGUCCGACUGCAAUAUGGCGAUUCGCGAACAGGAACACAUGCAUACGGUCCCAUAGGCCGCGACACAGUCGGAUUACUUGGGAUGACUCUCCCAGCCCAAUACCUCGCGGCGAUCAACGACACGAAUACAAGUGUCCUCGAUGCUGGGUGUGCAGGUAUAUUUGGCCUCGGAUUUCCUAUUAAUAGUUUUAUCUGGCACGAUGUUUACGUUCAGUCGCUAGACCCCAUGAUUCCCCAGCGCAGAAGCUCUCAGUUUCGUUCUCUCCCGUCGUCUACAGACCAGAGUACUUCCAUUUCACGACUAAGCUCGCGGCAACUCGCUGGCUCGACUGCUACUAAUGCUAUCCUUUCAUCACUACCUUCGACCGGGCCAUUCAUACCUCGUCUCGUCAUGGAUGGCGUGCUGAAGUCACCGAUGUUUACUGUGGCACUUCAGAGGGAUGCCGUGGAGGUGGGCGGUAACGCUGGGAUGUUUAGUGUAGGCGAGUUGCCUCCAGACUUGAAGCCGGAGAGUAUGACAUGGUCUCCUGUCCGUGGGUAUACCGUCGCGCAGAAAGGUUUACCACCCCCCAUUGAUUCGCCUUUCGAAACAUACCCGAUGACAUGGGAAGUUUUUAUGGACGAUGUCUACUUUGAUGGCGUAAAGCUACCGCGAUCAGCGUUACCAAGCCCAAAUAUCCAACUUUCCGCCUUAAUUGAUACAGGAAACUCUCUUAUUCGCGGCCCUGCAGACGUAGUCGCGAACAUCUUUUCCAAGUUAGGCUCCAACCAAUUUGACUGCUCAGUACCGCAUACCCUCGCAUUCCAGAUCAAUGGUACACUCUUCCCCGUCGACCCCCGCGAUUUCAUUUCUUCCGUCUCGCACGACUCUGCGGAAAAGUGCUUUGCCAAUCUUGUGGAGACAGACACGCCUGUAGAAGGAGAGAAUUACCUCUACAGUUGGAGUCUGGGGGCUCCAUUCUUGAAAGGCGUGAUGGCUACGUUUUACUACGGGAACAUAACAUAUCCGUCCCAGGAUUCUCCUCGUAUAGGCUUCAAGUCGACUGUUCCACCGGACGCUGGGGACCAGCUCAAAUCGACAGUCGCAGAGGCCCGUCGUACUGGCACUGGUUUUGCUGCUCUCGUUGAACCUGCUCCCUCAGGGAGCUUUAGCUCUGCCCGCAUUAAUCCCAGUCCACAAUCAUUUCCGUCUUCGUCCGCAACUGGCUCGCUUGCGCGGUCACCAUCGCCAACACCUGUGUCAACCACUACUUCGGGCGACGGCAGGGCCAGCAACAGCAAUUCAGCCACUUCAUUGACAACCGGGCUGUGGGCGAAAUUGGUGACACUUGAAUGGCAGACUCUAUUCAUCUUUUCAGGGUAUUUCGGACUUCUACUCGCGCAAUUCAUGACCUGGUAA
Messenger RNA from Pleurotus ostreatus (oyster mushroom), 1650 nucleotides. RefSeq lists its product as uncharacterized. Gene Ontology annotation, biological process: proteolysis. The record is from RefSeq and is a predicted model, not a curated record. NCBI's taxonomy places the organism in Eukaryota, Fungi, Basidiomycota, Agaricomycetes, Agaricales, Pleurotaceae. The coding region runs from base 1 to 1650 and encodes 549 amino acids. Gene Ontology annotation, molecular function: aspartic-type endopeptidase activity. The transcript is spliced from 8 exons.